AGAGAAAGGACCUGCACCGUUCACACUUCUAUAAAUCACUUCUGCCCUGAAGACUCCUAUUACUCCAUCUCGCCAACACCACACACAUCCACUUACACAACCCAAAACCGCCCUACAAAUUCCAACAAUAUGCCUGCCCGACAAGAAGCCUACUCCGUCAGCAUCCCCAUGUCUGUGCCUCCCCCACAGAACCUCUCCAGCUACUCGAGGUUUAUGCACGACCACACCAAGCGCCAGAUGCAGGCUUUCGGUGCCAACCCAGGCUCCCGCCGCCAUGGCAACCCUACGACAAUGAACGGCACCAGCCACAACAACAACCACAUCGGCUAUCACGCAUGAACAUCAAUCGCGGAAAGACAGUUCAUCUCCUGUUAGGAGAUUCUCGGAAUAUCAAACAUCCCUACCCCUGAGGUGGGAGUUCAAUUCUCCCCCUCAUGACAUCACCGCCCACGACUUGAUCACUAUCCUGGCGGUGGCGACUU
This is a messenger RNA of Ilyonectria robusta, 482 nucleotides long. RefSeq lists its product as uncharacterized. The coding region runs from base 130 to 339 and encodes 69 amino acids. NCBI's taxonomy places the organism in Eukaryota, Fungi, Ascomycota, Sordariomycetes, Hypocreales, Nectriaceae. The record is from RefSeq and is a predicted model, not a curated record. The transcript has a single exon.